Messenger RNA from Carassius gibelio (silver crucian carp), 5141 nucleotides. RefSeq names its product pleckstrin homology domain containing, family G (with RhoGef domain) member 5b (gene plekhg5b). Gene Ontology annotation, cellular component: plasma membrane; endocytic vesicle; axon. Gene Ontology annotation, biological process: endothelial cell migration; Rho protein signal transduction. The record is from RefSeq and is a predicted model, not a curated record. Gene Ontology annotation, molecular function: guanyl-nucleotide exchange factor activity. The coding region runs from base 413 to 3796 and encodes 1127 amino acids. Lineage: Eukaryota; Metazoa; Chordata; Actinopteri; Cypriniformes; Cyprinidae. The transcript is spliced from 22 exons.
GGCGCCUCUAGCGGCUGAACGCAUGUAGUGCAGCGGGAUCUCUUGACUAAAGGUGAUUUGAAUGAAUGGAAAACGCUUUUCACGCCAAAGCAGAGCAGAGGGAACAGCCCAGACAAAGCAAGCGAGAAACUUUCACGCUGCUAAUCGCCAGUACUAUCCCACAAAGCAUGGCUUUAUAGAAGACAGCGUCUGUGCAGUGGAUUCAACACCUUUCUGAGGAGAUGAAAGCGAGUUUGAAGUGAAUUUAAAGUCCUGCUGCUGCUGAAUGGACGAGCUUAUUUUGGCUCUGCGGGUGGAUGAUGAAGCUUUACGAUGCAACAGGAGUGGUAUCUGACCGCUGGUGACCCCUCCGUGUGCUAUUAUAGUGAGGAUCUCUACCUCAGCACAGAGGAUUCAGAGUAAAGCAGACAGCAUGGUACCCAACAAGUGGAUUAUGCAUCCAGUUCUUCUCAAAUCACCUCCCAGAGGCUGGCUUGGCAUCCGGCUACGUCUCAAUGAGAAGCCCGCUCAGGGUGAGGAGUGCGUGGUUUGUCAGCAUCCAGACUGCAGCGAGCGCCGUCAUGCCUCGAAGGUGUGUCAUCAUCCCGACUGUCAGGAACUGAACGGUAAAAGCCCUCUGCACCUGUGCGAGUCAUGUGAUUCUCGCUGUCACCUGGAUGAGUCUGACAGCAUGCACUUUGACAGGCAUCUGCGCUUCGACGUACAGCCACAAGGUUCUAUCCUGGCGCGGAAUGUGUCCACACGUUCCUGUCCCCCUCGCACGAGCCCCCCUUCUGACCUGGAUGAAGAGGAAGAAGGAAGCACUGAACGAGGAGAACAUAAGACAGGAGGAAUGAAGCUGGAAAAAAGAAAGGGACAAAAAAAGCCCCAGCGACGCCACACUGAUGACCCCAGGAAGGAGUGCUUCAGCCUCAAGUUUGACCUCAACAUAGACAUAGACACAGAGAUCGUCCCCGCUGUCAAAAAGAAGACAUUACGAGAGGUGCUCGGACCCAUUUUUGAGCGCAAGGGCAUUGAAUUAUCCCGAGUGGAUCUGUUCCUGGACCAGUCUAACACUCCUCUCUCCCUCGACUUUGAGGCGUACCGUUUCGGAGGGCAUUGCCUCAAAGUGAAAGCUCGGCCCGGCGAUGAGCUGAAGGUGGAGCAGAGCGUGAAGGACCUGCGCUCUCUCAGUCUGCCCAACAUGAAGCCGUCAGGAGGGGGCAGCGUCUACAUCCUCACCCCGGGCAGUGAGAGGGCCGAGCAUGGGUCCCUGCCGCGCCGGGAGAGCGUUGACAUACUGGGUCAGGCCCGUCGGCGGAAGAACAUGACCGAGUUUCUGGGCGAUGCCAACAUCCCGUCUCCAGACACUCUGGCCAUGCUAGGCGGGUCUUUACCAAGCGUUCCUCCAGGAGGUUCGCUGCCCGGUGUGGCCGCCGGACCGGACAAGUGGAAGAACCGCGCCACCAAUCGGAUCAGCGUGUUCUUCGGCGCCGGAUCUGGAAAGGAGGUGGACCGCGUGGAGCUGCUUCAUACGAAGCUGCAGGCGUACACACAGUUCGGUCUGCCCAAGGUUCCUUCUCAACUCGCCUUCCACCAGGAUUCCUGGGAGGAGGAAGAGGAGGAGCCCAACUUAACGCUCGAGGACAGCUGGAGGCAACUGCUGGAUGACCCUGAGAGUCUAAAUCGACGUCAGUUUCAACAGCAAGAGGCGAUAUGGGAACUGAUCCAAACCGAGGCUACGUACAUCAAGAAACUCAGGGUCAUCACUGAUCUGUUCCUGUGCGGCCUGCUGAAUCUUCAGGACAACAGUCUCCUGCUCGAGGUGGAGCCCGCUCGGCUCUUCAGCAACAUCCACGACAUUGUGCGUCUGCACUCCACGCUGUGGGUUCAAGCCAUGUUUCCGGUGCUGGAGAAAGCCCGAAGAACACGGAGCUUGAUCGACCCCGCGGACCUGGAGCAAGGGUUCAGUACGUUUGCAGCCCGGUUCCAGCCGUAUAUGCGGUACUGUAUGGAGGAGGAGAGCUGUAUGGAGUACAUGCGUUCACUGCUGAGAGACAACGAAAUCUUCAGGAUCUACAGCACGUGGGCCGAAACGAAUAAACAGUGCAACCGUCUGAAGCUAGCGGACAUGCUAGCCAAACCGCACCAGAGACUAACCAAAUACCCUCUGCUCCUGAAGACCAUCCUGAAGAAAACCGAUGACCAAACCACCAAAGAAGCGCUCAACAACAUGGUGAAGUGUGUGGAGGGCUUCAUUAACAGUGUAGACUCUCAGAUGCGUCAGAAACAGGAGCAAGAGAAACUGGCUGCCAUUUCGGCUCGAGUGGAGUCGUACGAGGCUGUGGAGGGAGCUAGUGAGGAGGUGGAGAGGGCUCUGAGGGAGUUCAACCGAAUUGACCUGACGGCACCCAUGAUUGACACUUCGCCAGAAGCGACCAGGCAACUGCACCUGGAGGGGGCGCUCCGCAUGAAAGAGGGCAAAGACGGCAGGAUGGAUGUUUACUGCUUCCUUUUCACGGACCUGCUGCUGAUCACUAAACCAGUGAAGCGUUUGGAGAAGGUGAAAGUGAUCCGACAGCCUCUCCUCCUGCAGAAUGUGGUGUGCAGAGAACUCAAAGACACAGGCUCGUUUGUCCUCAUCUACCUCAAUGAGUUCAAGAGCGCUGUGGCUGCCUACUCUUUCCAGGCCAACAGCGCCACCCAGGGCCGAAGUUGGACUGAUGCAAUUUGCAAUGUCCAGAAUCAGCUGCAGCGGUUGCGGUCAGAGGAAGCUCGCAGACAGAAGGCUUGUCUGAAGAAAAAACUACAGGAAGAUCAGGAGGAAGAUGAGGACAGCUGUAACUCCACAACUAGUUCACCUCAAUUUAUACACAAAGAUCAAAGCAACAGCCAAUCAGAUGGCUCCACAGAAACCCUGUCAGUGAUGGAUAUGGAUGAGUCUGGAUCGUCUCUGGAUCCUUCUCCUCUUCAGUCUGACCUAGCUGGGCAUUCAGACCAGGAUGUCAGUCUGUCCCAGCUCACUGACUCUGACGUCCCACAGCGGGACUUUGAGCCCCAUCCGGACAGUCAGGAGGGCUCAGACCUGGACCCACAGUGCCGUUCCAUGUCCAUGGACAGCGCUUAUGGGACACUCUCACCAGAGUCCAUAAUGGAAACCCAGAGACGAGUGGCCCCUAUAGAAGAAGACGACUCCGAGGAUGACAAGGAGACGACGGCUGAUGAAGAUGAAGAGCAAGAAAACGCAGAAGAGGAAGACGAUCAGGAAGACAAAAUCUCCGUUGGAUCUCAGAACUCUGUGGCGCUUUCGCUAAAGCCCAAGCGCCGGCCGCCCGUCCAAUGUCGCCUGCAGUUUUUAGAGAGACUCGCCAACAAAUCCCAUUCUGAAGACAACCUGCUGUCCACAGUUCACCAUGAUAACAGUAACCCUGGUGUCACCACAGAGUGCACAGGAAGUCAGCACACAUGGGAACAGAGGGUUCAAUAUUUAGAAGCACCUCUCAGCAGGAGCCUGACGGAGCUCAACCCUGCUGAGUCGGGCGAGUGUCUCCCGACAGACCAAAGCCACAGUCUCACAUGCAGCUUGCCCUCGAGCAUGCUUUUGGACACAUUGAGACGAGCCAGAAUUGCACAUGAGGCUGGUAGCAACCAGAUUCCUUGCAGUGCGUCAGACGGGGAGCUCUCGCCCCCUAGUGGCCUGGAGGGAACGGGCCGCUGUAACAGACCCCAGCAGCACAAAAAACUCACACUGGCCCAACUCUACAGGAUACGCACCACACUGGUGCUCAACUCGACGCUCACAGCCUCAGAAGUGUAGCAUCUUUCUGACUGAAUUCCGCGGGACACAAAUGCACUCUUCCCAGUGAGCUCUCCGGCUGCCCUCUCGCUCCCUCUCCCGCUCGGAUGGAUUCCUCGACGUGUAGCUUUCCUGUCGUUUCCCUGCGGGAGGGACGUCCGCAGACUCAUUAACUCCUUGCACUUUGUAAAAUACAACUCAUUUCUAAAGAGGUCAAAGCUUUCGGUGAGACAGCGUUAUUAUCAGAACAAUUACUUAAUAUACAAAAUGAUCAAAGACCGAGUGUGACCGAAGCCCUUACUGUGGGACGUCUGAGGUUUCAACGGGUCACGUGAUGGAAAUGAGAAUAAAACGCCACAUCUGGGAUUCCUUAAUCGCCCUGUUUGCUUUCUAAGAGUAUUUCUGUUCUGACAAAGAGGACGCAAGUGGUUCAUGUUAACUGCACUACUGUAUGUGACUGUGUGUGUGUGUGUGUUUAUGAAUGAGAGUGGGUUAAAGAUCUCGACCUAAACCAAAUCACUGUUUGACUUCAGAUAACUUGAGUAGCCACUACGGCAUGUUACGCAUUACUUUAGCAUCAGUGUUAUGUUAAUAUGACAGGAGUACUUCUGUCUUGCAACUGCUUAUACUAUUAAAUCUUUGGGUUGUCGUUAAAUCGUGGCUUAUAGAAGUUAUACAUGAGCACAUCAAACCGCUUCCUGUGUAUUGUGUUGUGUGAGAAGUUGGAUUCAUAAAUAAAUAAUAUCUGAAAUGCUUCAGCAGAUGUGGUAUUAAAGGCAAACCGACUGAAAAAAAUAUAUAUUUUGGUUAUAUUGUUUGAGGAUCAGGAAGCGUCGCCUGACACUAGAUGAGCACUUAUUAGAGAUCAUCUGAUGCUGAAUAGGGUGUUUGGUUUAAGUUGAAGCUCAUGUUAGUUUUCAAACAUUAACUUAUGUAAUGAUGAUUUGUUUUUUGUUGUUGUUGUUUUUUUUAUUUUUUUGGUAUUUUUCAAAAGGUUGAACUGAAACUGCCUGGUUCUUUACUAAACCAAGUAUUUCUGAACUCCCUUUUUAAAAAAAAAAAAAAAAACACCCUGCCCAAAGUAAAUAUGGUGUAUUAUAUGUUUACUUAUUAGGCUUUUUGUGUUUGUCAUAUUUAUUGAGCUUGCAUUUGUUUUAUAUAUAUAUAAUAUGGUCUAUAAUAGUGUCAUUUCACUUCACGGUUGUGAUUUUUUUGUUUUUUUGCUUUGUUGUCUUAAUUUGUUCAUUGUCAUUUGUUAACUUAAUUUUGAAAUCUGCUAAGAACCAAAAACACCUUCUUUUUUUUUUCUUUCCAUGUGAGGGAGUGUUCCUUAAAUGUCUUUCAAAAUAAAAGACAUCUUUCAGUA